Molecule: messenger RNA, 2304 nt
Organism: Oxyura jamaicensis (ruddy duck)
Lineage: Eukaryota; Metazoa; Chordata; Aves; Anseriformes; Anatidae
Gene: FAM89A
Product: family with sequence similarity 89 member A
Exons: 2
Coding region: 67-477 (136 amino acids)
Source: RefSeq, a predicted model, not a curated record
GCGGGCGGCGCCUCCCGGCGCGGAGCCGGGGCGGCCCUUCCCGUCGUCGCUCGCCGCCGCCGCAGCAUGAGCGGUCCGGGGCUGCCGGGUCCCGGCGGCGGCUCGGGGCUGCCGCCGCUGCCCAAGAGCUUGAGCGGGCUGCUCAACUCCUCCUCCUCCGGCGGCGGCGGCCAGGGCGGGCGCUGGCGGGACCUGGAGCGGCUGUACGCGCAGAAGUCCCGCAUCCAGGACGAGCUGAGCGGCGGCGGCCGGGGCUCGCCGCGGCCCCCCAAGCCUCCCAACCUGGACGCGGCGCUGGCCCUGCUCCGCAAGGAGAUGGUUGGCCUUCGGCAGCUAGAUAUGUCGUUACUGUGUCAGCUCUACUCCCUGUAUGAGUCAAUUCAAGAAUAUAAAGGUGCCUGCCAAGCUGACUCUAACGCAGACUGCACGUAUGCUAUGGAAAAUGGCUUUUUUGAUGAAGAGGAGGAAUACUUCUAGAGAGAAGAAGAUUACUUUCCAGGCUGGCCUAGGUUCCUUUGUCCUUCUCUCCCUGUACUACACAUCACUAAGAAUGACUGGAAUCUCUACGGAUCUCUCUUCCUGAGGAGGAACACCCAGCUACCCCAACUGGUGUUAAAUUCACUUAUUUUAACAGGCUGUCAGUACAAGUUACUCAUGCAAAUACCACUUGAGCAAAGUGCUGUACUAUAACUUUUGAAGAGUUCUCAAACAUGUUUGACAAGAGUUUUCAGUUUAAUUUGCAAGGUGGGUGUUUUCAACUUACAAAUAUCGGUAGCUUAUAACUGGAAUUUUGACCAUAGAAGACAGCAGUGACUUCCUGAGUUGUAAUAACUUCUUAAGGGGGGGAGGGAAGCCUCCGCUGUGGUGUAAAUAGCUGUGAUUUUUUUUUUUGUCAACAGUAUUGAUAAAUGCAUUUUGAACAGGUAUCUGGAUGGACGCACAUCCUCAGCUCUGUUAAGCUAGUUCUGCUCUUAUCAGCUGCAUCCAGUUUUGUACUGGGUGGAUUGUUUACACAGUUUAAUUUUUUUCUUCUUAAGCUAAUUUUGACUUUUCCUUAUACCGAGCUUACAAGCUGUACAUGUGACAGUGAAUGCUAUCAGCAGUUUUUUUUCCUGUUGAUCUAAUUCACUUUCUUGGUACUGCCACUUGGCAUUAACUUUUAUACUAUUGUCUGGAUUUCUCGCAUAAACAUAGUUCUUUGACCUGCUACACUCUGUUCUCAAAUGGUUUGCUUAGCUUUUGCUAUACUGGAUAGUAAAAGCACCGGUUCAAACAUAGUUUGUCUGCCACUAUGUGGCUUGGAAAUAACGUGAACUCUUGUGCAAGUGUUCUCGAUCAUAUGAAGAAUAAGGAAACCUCUCAUAUGACAAAAUGGGACAAAUUGCAAUAUUUUAUACUGGGUGAACUUUGUUUCUGUAAGGUAGACUACAGCUCUUUUUAAAAAUGCAAAAUAAGUAUUUUGAGCACAUACUUUGCAUACGUUAAAACUUUUUAUACUAACUUGUUCUUUGAAGUAUAACUUAUUUUUGUUUUCAGAACUUACUAAAGCACUCAGUUUUUUUAUUUCGUGGUGUGUACCUGUAAUGCUUAAUUAGCUUGGAAUAUAUGAGUUGCCACUAUCUUACUCUUCCCCCAACUCUGUUUUAAAUAAAAUCAGCUCCCAAAGCAAGUUUUUCAUUUCUUAACUUUCAUUUUAAAGAUUGCUGUAAAUCACAGUGCCUGAAUCUUGACACAAGCUAAUAAUUAAGGGCUUAAAUCUCAAAGGGUUUUUGCAUGGUUUAUGUCUGGCAUGCAUACAGUUUACAGAAAGAAUUGGAGACAAAUUCUGGGGUAGUUCCUCUUUUAGUUUUUAGCAAAUGCUAGGAUGUUGCAGUGAUAAAAGCAAAGAGACUUCCAGGGUGGAGUUCUUGUGCAUUCUCUCUAAAACUGGCUUCUUUCAGUAGAAUUUAAUGGCCACAAGAGUAAAGACUGUGUUGUAAUUGUGUAUGUGCUUAAGCUCUUAAACUAGUCUGUGAAAAUGGUUGGAUUUUUUUGUUGUUGUUAAUUCUGGUCUAAUUACUUCACUCACAAAACUAAAAUGAAAAGGCAAACACAAAUAAUCCAAAUGGCUACAUCCGUAUUUAAAAUGUGUGCGUACACAUACACAUGAGCAUACAACUUCAUGCUUUGACCUAGGAAUGUAUCAAUUUUGAAUAUAAUUUGCUGUGCUUUUGGUAUUUAUAUGAGGCUUUUUCUAGUCUGUUGAAAUACUGCUAUUUUCUUGCUCUUUCCCAAAAAAAUAAAAGCAUGAUGCUUAGCAUUACA